This is a messenger RNA of Lactuca sativa (garden lettuce), 345 nucleotides long. RefSeq names its product glycine dehydrogenase (decarboxylating) A, mitochondrial. Gene Ontology annotation, cellular component: glycine cleavage complex; apoplast; chloroplast envelope. The record is from RefSeq and is a predicted model, not a curated record. Gene Ontology annotation, biological process: glycine decarboxylation via glycine cleavage system. Gene Ontology annotation, molecular function: glycine dehydrogenase (decarboxylating) activity; pyridoxal phosphate binding; glycine binding. Lineage: Eukaryota; Viridiplantae; Streptophyta; Magnoliopsida; Asterales; Asteraceae.
AUGUCAUGUUCAAUUCCAGGAACACUAAUGAUUGAACCCACUGAAAGUGAAAGCAAGGCUGAGUUGGACAGGUUUUAUGAUGCUUUGAUCUCCAUUAGACAAGAAAUAGCAGAAAUUGAGAAAGGAACAGUGGACAUCAACAACAAUGUCAUCAAGGGAGCACCUCAUCCACCACAACUACUCAUGGCUGAUAAGUGGACAAAACCAUACUCCAAAGAAUAUGCAGCUUACCCUGCACCAUGGCUUCGUGCAGCUAAGUUCUGGCCUACUACAUGCCGUGUGGACAAUGUGUAUGGUGAUCGCCCUUCAUAUAUUAUUCUUUUUAUAGAUAAGAUUCUUCCAUAA